Engraulis encrasicolus (European anchovy) is the source of this 3568-nucleotide messenger RNA. RefSeq names its product multidrug and toxin extrusion protein 1-like. Bases 347 to 2296 code for a protein of 649 amino acids. The transcript has 17 exons. NCBI's taxonomy places the organism in Eukaryota, Metazoa, Chordata, Actinopteri, Clupeiformes, Engraulidae. Gene Ontology annotation, molecular function: antiporter activity; xenobiotic transmembrane transporter activity. Gene Ontology annotation, biological process: xenobiotic detoxification by transmembrane export across the plasma membrane. The record is from RefSeq and is a predicted model, not a curated record. Gene Ontology annotation, cellular component: membrane.
CCCCUGCGACAUGAAUUUGUACAGGCUGCAUCAAAGACUGUGAGCAAGACAGAGAGAGAGAGAGAAACAGUUUGCACGUGCAUGUGUGUGUGUGUGUCUGUGUGCACCCUCAAUCUCCUUGACUUUCUACAAUGGAUUUACAACUGGAUCCGUGAGCCUCACCGGAACACAGGCUAUCUUUCUCCUCUGGGUCUCUCGCUACCUUGAACAUUUAAAAAAAAAGAAAACCCCUCUCUCUCUCUCUCCCCCUCUCUCUCUCUCUCUCUCUCUCUCUCUCUCUCUCUCUCUCUCUCUCUCUCUCUCUCUCUCUCUCUCUCUCUCUCUCCUCUACUUGCCUCACGGGUGAAUGGAUAAUGCGGGGCUUCCAGAGGCUGCAGGAGGAGGGCUGCCGGUUGCGCCGCAGCUGAGCGAGGAGACGGCGGCUAGUGGCGUGCUGUUCCGCUGGGGCUGGUCCAGACGAGUGCUGCCUCUGCCCUACAGAGAAGAGCUCUACCAUGUCCUGCGCCUCACGGGCCCUCUGUUCAUCUCCAGAAUUCUCAACUUCAUGAUGCCCUUUGUCAUCACCAUCUGGUGCGGUCACCUUGGCAACGUAGAGCUAGGUGGAUAUGCUUUGGCCUCAGCGCUCAUCAACUGCACCACAGCUGCCACAGGCUUUGGCCUCGCGAUGGCCUGCGACACGCUGGUCUCUCAGACGUUUGGCAGUAAGAACCUGAAGCGCGUGGGUGAGAUCCUGCAGCGCAGCAUCCUGAUCAUCCUGCUGUUCUGCCUGCCCUGCUGGGCCGUGCUCAUCAACUCCGAGACCCUGCUGCUGGCACUGUGGCAGGAACCAGAGGUGGCCAGGAUAACGCAGCUGUAUUGCCUGGCCUUCUUGCCUGCUGUUCCAGCCAUGUUUCUGCAUCAGCUGCAGGUGUCCUACCUACAAAAUCAGGGCAUAAUUUUACCCCAGAUGUACACAGCUGCUGUUGCGAAUAUCAUCAAUGUCUUCGCCAACUGGUUCCUCAUAAACAAAAUGGAGCUUGGAGUAAAAGGGUCCGCCGUCGCCUCGAGUCUGUCCACGAUCACCCUGUGUCUCCUGCUGUUCGGGUACAUCCACAGGAAACAGCUUCAUAAGGAGACGUGGAGAGGUUGGUCCAGUGCCUGUCUGCAGGAGUGGGGCACCUUCAUGCAACUUGCUGUUCCAAGCACCCUCAUGCUCUGCUUUGAGUGGUGGAUCUAUGAGAUUGGAAGCUUCCUGGCAGGUAUGUUUGGUGAAGUGGAGCUGUCUGCUCAGCACAUAGUGUUAGAGUUGGGGACAAUAGCUUACAUGCUCCCCCUGGGCAUCAAUGCUGCUGUGUGUGUGCGCGUGGGCAACUCUCUAGGUGCCGGGGAUGACAAGCAGGCCCUGGUCAUAUGCAAAGUUGGUCUAGCGCUGUGUACCACAAUGACUGUGCUUCAGGCCAUUGUGUUGGCUUCAAUCAAAUCUUUCAUAGGUUACCUCUUCACCAAUGAUGAGGACAUUGUGGGAAUUGUCUCCAAACUUCUGACCAUUUUUAUACUCCUGCAACUCUUUGACGGUCUUGUGUGUGUGAGUUAUGGGGUGCUGGUUGGAGCUGGGAAGCAGAAGAUCGUGGCCAUCUCCAACCUGGUCUGCUACUACUGCUUUGGCCUGCCAGCCGGCAUCACCCUCAUGUUUAAAGCCUGCCUAGGGAUUUUAGGUUUGUGGCUCGGCCUCCUCCUUAGUGUUGUAUUGCAGGCGUGCUUUUUUGUUACUUGCAUCUUCAAACUGGACUGGAGAAAAGCAGCUACUCAGGCUCAGAAGCGUGCUGGGAAGAAGGUCGAGGUGGCAUGUGUGGAGCAGAAGCUGCCCGUUGACUAUCAGACCGUGGAGCAGAAGCCUCCCGUUGACUAUCAGACCGUGGAGCAGAAGCCUCCCGUUGACUAUCAGGCCGUGGAGAACACCCUGCUACCAGAGAAGAGCUUAGAUGUUGGGGCAACGGUACCUGGGUUGUCCAAAGUGGGCGCCUCCUGCCUCAAGGAAAAUGGCUACAGCGAAGUGAGCACUGAGGAUCAGAGCCAGCAGGAGGGUGGGAAGGGUGAAGGACACGUGGAGCAGCAGCUAGAGAAGACGUCACCACCAUCAACACAGCUCUCCGUCGCACAGCUGGUGCUGCGGAGGGGACUGGCGGCGCUGGCCGCUGCCGCCAUUCUGGUGGUCGGGGUAGUGAUUCAUUUGAGCUUCCCGCCGGACAUCUUUCACAACGCUGCCAGCAGUGCUGGUAACCAAAGCCUCGUCUAUAACUGUACUGCCCCAUUCUGAGACUCCUAAAUCCAGAAUUGUCACUUAGCAAGUUAGUGACACUCUGGCAGGACUGUGGGAUCUUGGGGAAUCUCUAAAGGUUUAUACUGCGAGAAAAGAUGAAUUUUCUAAACUGGGUUUCCAUUAUGAAGGUAUUCGUUUUUGCUGUCCAUUUUCUUUUUUUUAAAAUUCGUUUUAGUCAUAAAACAGAAUGUAUUUUUUAUUAUUAUUUCUUGUCAUAAUUACUCAUUCACAUAAAAACAUUGUAUUUUUAUUAGUCUCUAGAUUAAUUUACAAUUUUCACAAUUGUUUCCUACUUCAACUUAUUUAAUUCAUUUUAGUAUACUUAUAUGUACAGUAUAAUAUAGUAUAUAUAUAUUAAUUUAUAUAAUUAUAUACAAUAUAUAUAUUAGUAUAUACCUUAUAUUAAUACAAAUGUUAUAAUGCAACUACAGUAUUUGUUUCUAAGUGUGUGUGUGUGUGACAGAGAGAGAGAGAGCGAGAGCGAGAGAGAUAGAGAGCAAGAGACAGCACUAUCUCACGUGAACCCUGGACAAUGGGUGCCUUCUUGGUAGCUUCCAUAGCUGGUGUGUUAAAGUGGGAAUGUGUAUUUGAAAGGACUUAAAGUCAAAUGUAUAGUUUUGAUAUUGUACAUAAAUACAUACAUUUUGAUUGAAGUUCACAUCGUGGAUCAAUAGCAAUACCUUAUUCCUUGAAAUGUACAUUCUCGUGCACAGCUUGUCACAGCAAGCUCUUCAAUACAACAUAGUAAGAUUCAAUGCAAGAGUGAGUUUGUAAUCUUCUGUUUCACAGAUGUCUGUGUGCUGUUAAGGCAUUGAGUGUAUAGAACAGAGCUAACCAGCAUCCAUACGCUUGCAUGCAAAAUUGAAGGCAUACAUCAAGCACAUCCCCAGCCUUAGAGACGGCCUCUUCCCACAGAUCAUUAGGAUGCUUAACUUUCAUGAGGAGCCACAGACGAGAGUCCUGUCAGAAUUAUUCCUCACAUAUCUUUUUUUACUGAAAAAGACUUUUUCCUGAGAAGACUUUAUCUACUUUUCCUACAAUUUUUUUUCUUUUGGGGACUUUUUUUUGAGCCUCCCUUGGUUUGCUACGGAUUGUUUGCUUCCCGACAAAGUGGGAGGAGUUCCCCAUUUUUCCAGAGCUCAGAAACAAUAUUUCUAUUGCUCCUGGCCUGACUAGAAGCAACGCUGAAGGUGUUGCCUCAUUAGGAGGGUGCAGCCUGGACAGUUUACAAGAGGCUACGAAUCAUUUUAAAAAGUUAACAAGAAAAAG